Molecule: messenger RNA, 4495 nt
Organism: Panicum hallii
Lineage: Eukaryota; Viridiplantae; Streptophyta; Magnoliopsida; Poales; Poaceae
Product: probable F-box protein At5g36000
Exons: 14
Coding region: 2951-4114 (387 amino acids)
Biological process (GO): reproductive system development
Cellular component (GO): nucleus
Molecular function (GO): protein binding
Source: RefSeq, a predicted model, not a curated record
AAUGUAAUGUUCUCUCUAUAUCAAAGGUUAGCAUCCCGACUAGUUCCAUGCCAAAUCUAACAAGGCCUCUGCAGUACUGUACUGUCACUGACGUGCGGGGCCGGACCCACAUAUCAGCGAUCCAACUGCACCAUGCCGUACCUGUUCCGCUCGGCGCAUCCCUCACUGGCUGGACCUUGGCAACGCCAGCCAUGGAGUCCACGACCAGCCUCCACCUCCCCUCGACGGUGGCGAGCAGCCGGAGGACUCCAUCCUGGCUGACACCGAGGGUCUAUGCAUCCUCUCGCCUCUCCAGCGGAUCUACGCCUUCGCGGCAUCCUUGGCGGCCGGACUCGCGCUGAUGAUCUAAUUCAUGACAAGCUGCUAACACAGAUUGCAAUAAUAUGUGAGAUCUGUAUCCUGUUUUGCUAAGGCUCCUGUCCUUACUAUAAUAGUUGUGCCUUGCAUGUCAUUGAACCAUCACUGUAGUAUCGAUGUUGCUUGCAAGAAUGGCUUCCUUAAAGUCAAACACUACAUGGGAAAAUAUCUUGAACGUAACCCUUCUGAAUGUCCUACGAUAGUUCUGGAUAGCCAGGAGCUACCAAUUUUUAAGACUGAUAUCUCUACUCUUUCCAAUAUCUAAAUGUUCAUGCAAAGCAACAAACGAUGUCAGGGUAAUAGAAAAUUGUUAUGUUCUCUGCUGUUUUCCAUGAACCAAUAAAAGUAUUCCAUGACUUCCAUAAUCAUUUUAUAUACUUAGCAUGUACUUUCCUCUUUCCAGGUCAAAGAAACAACUGAAGUGUAUAACCGAGAACCACCUGAAACUUAUUAAUUACUCGUGGUCUUGGUAGCGAUAGCAGUAGCACAAUUCUCUUGUUAUCUGUUACUUGGUAGGGUUUGACAAUUUGCUUACUUAAAUAUACAUCUGUAGAAUAUUUUAGGACAUACUUGUAGUUUUAAUCUCAGAAAUUAAAUGACUAAAGAUGAUUUGAAAGUUAAAUUUUGUUAUCUUCCACAUCUGCAGUAUAUGCUAUGCUGCUUACUGUCCAUAAACAGCAUGGCUGCCAGUUACCGAAUGGAAAAGCUGGAUUUGUAGACAGCUUGUGAUUGGCCAUACACUGUGACCACCUUGUUCAUAGGAUCUACACCUCCGCAGCAUGCCUGGUUGUCGGACUCGCCUUGAUGAUCCUGCACAACCUUCAUUAUGGGGCCCCAGAGCAGCAGCUAAGGACAAUGUUUGAUCCACUUUAUUCUCUUUGGGUUCUGCAUUUGGUUUAACUGUGCAGAUUCAAGGCAAGCUGCUAAUGUUUAUUCCAAUUAUAUGCGAGAUAUGUGCCCUGUUUUGGUAUCAUAUUCCUAUAAUAAUGCUAGUGACUUAUAGUACCAGUUUACUAUUGAUGUUGAUUGCAAAUAUGGGACAAAAUAUUGAAUGCUACCCUUCUGAAAGCCUUAUGAUAGUCCCAAGAGCUGCUAAUUUUUAAUACUGAUAUCUCAUUUGUCAGGGUAAUAGGGAAUUGUUAUGUUAUGCAAGACUUCCAAAAUCAUUUUAUACAGUUAGCAUAUUUAAACCAUAUCAAAGAACUAAUUAAACUACUUAACAGAGAACCACCUCCAACUUAUGUAUUGCUCAUGGUCUGGUACUGCUACUGCUAGUAAUGGCACAAUUAUUUUGUUCUUAGUUACCAAUGGGUUGACAUGUAUAAAGGGAAAAAAGCAGUGCUAAUUUGUUUACUUAUACAUCUGUAGAUUAUUUUAUGUGGUAACUUUAAGUGACAAUGUGCAAUUUGCAGAAAAUACUUGUAGUUUUAAUAUCAGAAUGUGGAUGACUGGAAAAUUGACUAUAUGCAAGGCUGCUCACUGCCUGUUCAUAAAAAGCAUGACUGCCAAUUACCAAACUGCAAAGAUGGAUUUGUAGAUUGUAGCUUGUGAUUGGUCAUACCAUCCUUUUUAUAGAAACAGUUAUUUUCUUCUAUGGUUAAAUAUAACUGAUAUCACCAUCUAUGCUGGCAUGGAAUUCUCCUGUGCAUAUUAUAUUGAUGUCCAUCUUGGGCUUUUAGCCAUCAUGCUUCAAUGAACUUUUGUCACUAUGUAAUAGCAAUGCUGUAGUUCGGACUCGUUCCAUUUGUUCAUCUUCCUUUACCAUGCAAUGUGGAAUCAUUCAAAGACAUAGCCAGGGAUUUUACAUCUUUACUGUACUAGUUUGAAUUUGACUAAACUUCAGCAAAUAUACAGACUGGCCAGAUCACUCCCUCCUGCCCCCCCCCCCCCCCCCCCCCUCCUCCCUCUCUCUAUCUGACUGUAACUGACUACUGCUUUUUUUUGUUUCAAUCGACUGACCUCUGACAGUAAGAGCAAAGUUUCUGACCAAUGAACUGACUAUGCUCCUGUAUUCUCCAUUUUCUGCACCCCAGGUACAGUUUGAGCUACAUACCUUUCGCACGAAGGCUGGUUUCUGACCUGAUGGUGAAGUUAUGUGACACUGAACUUUGAGCUUGGGUGGGCUGUGCAGCUGCAGCGUUCAAGUCAGGGAAGCCUGUAGAAGUGUAGAUGCUUGCUCCUUUACCCGUUUCCUCUGGGUAUCUUGUUUGAUUAACAAACCAAACUCUGUUUUUAGUAUAAAUGCGUGCCAUGGUGCAAUAUUUGUAAAACUUUGAUUGCAUCUGUAAAUCAGAGUUCUGGCCUCAUGCUGCUGCAAAACGAUCUGUUUGUGUAACAUACAUUUCGACCUCCUUGAUUGCUGCUUCUAUUUGCAUGAACCAUGGCACUGCAAACUCCUAGACGUUGCUGACCAACAACAUAAUUAACUCUCCACAUGUUCAGAAUUCUGAUUUCUGAAGUAACCUGGGCGUCAUGUUGCGACUUGCAAGUCGUGGUGGGCUCUGGGCUCAAAGCCUCCGAAGUCCAACCAGCCGUGAGUGUCUAGCUGGACCCACGUGGCAGUCACGCAGCACGCAGCGCCUCCACCCGCUGCAUGGGCAAAGCCAUCUCCCUCCUCCGGCCACCGCAACCACCCCAAGAGGACGAGGAGGGGGUGAUGGAGCUGCGGAAGCGCCCGAGGCCGCGGCGCGUCGACCCGGACUUCGUCUCGUCCCCGCCACCCGUGCCGCCGAGGAAGCGGGCGCGGAAGCAGGCAGCGGCGACGAAGCGGCAGCCACCGACGAAGAGGGAGAGGCGCCCGGCGGUGGGCAUCGGGUGCCCCGUCGCGGGGCUCCAUCGCGUGACGUGCGGCCGGCAGCCGCCGCCGCCGCCGCGCAUGUCGACGCGCGUCCUCUUCCGCCCUCGCCGCCCCUUCAACUGGUACGAGCCGGACCUGUGGACGGAGGUGGCCAAGCACCUGUGCGGCUUCGACCUGCUGCGCCUCUCCUUCAGCUGCCGCUGGUUCCACCGCCUCCUCGCCGACGACUCCAUCUGGCGCUACGCUUUCUUCCGCGACCUCGACCUCUCUGAUGCCAACCCGCGCGUUCAUCGCCCGCUCUACCGCUCCUGGCGCCACCUCUACUUUGCCGCCUUCGAUGGCACCCACGCGUACUCGCUCUGCCAGAGCGGCGAGCACCGCAGUUCGUGGCGGAUCGGGUCGUUCCUGCUGGACUCGCCGCAGAUGCUGCUGAUGGGGAAGCUGCCGGUGCCGAAGUGGCUGCCGCCGGAUCCCGACGACGUGCAGGCCGGCAUCGAGAUGAUGGGCGCCUGCAAGCUCCACAACGCCCGCCCCGGAAUCUGGAUCACAGACAUGCAUGUGAUGCGAUGCCCAAUGUGCAACCGCAACAGCUGCCGAGGGAACAAGCAGAUUUUGGACGCACGCCACUCUGAGCUGUUCCUGGAGGAGGCGUACUGGGAUCAGACCUUGCAGUACGAGCACCUUGGCGAGCACUUCCAGGACGAGGAGGUCGCCGACGCCUUCUGCGCCAUCGUCAACGCAAAGCGCCUCGCUUCCCCAUCCACUGCCUUUAUCCUCAGCAAGUCCUGGGCCGGAAAGUGCGACGACCUGCUGACCAAGCAAUGUGCCUCCGCGACCGCUGCUGCCAUCCACACCAACCUCCAGCCCAACGGAGGGUUGGCAUCGCAGUUCGAGGCGAUGCGGGACACGGCCCGGGACGGGCAGAUCGUGUCCGUGAGGAUCUCGCAGAUCCUCUUCUGAUUCCUCCCUCAGUUCAUCGUUUCUCGCGGUAGACCCCUGCUGCACCGUAGAAUGUGUUAUUGCCUAGCUGCUGUGAGUUAUGCUAGAUUAGGCCAGGCCUCUCUGUCACUGCUACGUUCUUGUCUAGACCGUAGAGAUAAAAUUGAUCAGAUUUUCCGCUUAACGUAAUAUCGCGCCUCACUGAGAAGUUCCGCAUUUUUUUUUGUAUUAACGCGCCGUGCAGAGUUUAUAAGUUUAGCAUUUGUAUGUACAUACUGGAAUCUACUAGUUUACUUUUUGGUUAUCUGAUGUUAAACUAUAUAAGCAAAAUACCCUGCUCAGUUCUGAACGUUGUAUGGAUUGUAGACUGGUCAGGCCUCUCUGUUAUUGCAAUGCUACAUU